CAACACAGCAAACACCCUUUUAAAUCCACUCGAAAACACACAAAUUUCCCUCAGAUCUCAAUUUUUUUUCCCAUUACAAACACAACACAAAAAAGAAAAGAGAUCCCCAAAGUAUAGAAUAGAAUCCCAUUAAUAUUAUGGCGCGUGAGGAGAACGUGUACAUGGCAAAGCUUGCCGAGCAAGCUGAGAGAUAUGAAGAAAUGGUGCAGUUCAUGGAGAAAGUCUCUACCUCCUUAGGUACCUCAGAGGAACUAACCGUCGAGGAACGGAAUCUCCUUUCCGUCGCCUACAAAAACGUCAUCGGGGCUCGUAGAGCCUCGUGGCGUAUAAUCUCCUCGAUCGAACAGAAGGAAGAAUCGAGGGGAAACGAGGACCAUGUGAAAUGUAUUAAGGAGUACAGAUCUAAGAUUGAAUCUGAACUCUCGAAUAUCUGUGAUGGAAUUCUCAAGCUCCUCGAUACUAAUCUCAUUCCUUCGGCUUCUAAUGGUGAUUCUAAGGUGUUUUACCUUAAAAUGAAGGGUGAUUAUCAUCGUUAUUUGGCUGAGUUUAAGACUGGGGCUGAACGUAAGGAAGCCGCUGAGAGUACUCUCUCUGCAUACAAAGCCGCUCAGGACAUUGCAAAUGCUGAACUUGCCCCAACACAUCCAAUCCGACUUGGACUGGCUCUCAACUUCUCUGUGUUUUAUUAUGAGAUUUUGAACUCUCCUGAUCGUGCUUGCAAUCUUGCUAAACAAGCAUUUGAUGAAGCAAUUGCCGAGUUGGACACACUGGGAGAAGAAUCUUACAAGGAUAGCACUUUGAUCAUGCAACUUCUUCGUGACAAUCUCACUCUCUGGACCUCCGAUAUGCAGGAUGAUGGUGCUGAUGAAAUUAAGGAAACCAAAGCUGAAGAACAACAGUGAGGGAACCGACACUCCAAAUUAUCUUUUGACUUCUUCCUGGUUGUUUUUAUUGGGAGAAGCUGCUUCUUUUUACUUAUUUCCUUUCUUCUGUGGUUUCCCUUUUAGCGUUCUCUUAUCCGCGACAAUGAACAACUUUGAAUAUUGAUGUUCAAUUGUUUCAUCUUUACUUUAAUGUGGUUCUUUCUGGUGCUUAGUUUCUAUGAAAAAGCAUUUCAGUUGUAUUUGUGAACUGGAUUUAUAAAAUGGUAUAUCGAAAGUGAUACUCAGCAAUCAGAUUUCUAUCAA
Molecule: messenger RNA, 1187 nt
Organism: Lycium ferocissimum
Lineage: Eukaryota; Viridiplantae; Streptophyta; Magnoliopsida; Solanales; Solanaceae
Product: 14-3-3-like protein B
Exons: 5
Coding region: 138-902 (254 amino acids)
Biological process (GO): signal transduction
Cellular component (GO): cytoplasm
Source: RefSeq, a predicted model, not a curated record